AUGUCUGCUUCUGUGCAUGCUCAUGUGCCCAGUACCCCAACCCAAUACACCCAGUGCCCCCACCCCAUUACCCCCAGUAGCCCCCCCAGUACCCCAACCCAAUACACCCAGUUCCCCCACCCUAUUACCCCCAGUAGCCCCCCCAGUACCACAACCCAAUACACCCAGUGCCCCCACCCUAUUACCCCCAGUAGCCCCCCCAGUACCCCAACCCAAUACACCCAGUUCCCCCACCCCAUUACCCCCAGUAGCCCCCCAGUACCCCAACCCAAUACACCCAGUGCCCCCACCCUAUUACCCCCAGUAGCCCCCCCAGUACCCCAACCCAAUACACCCAGUUCCCACACCCUAUUACCCCCAGUAGCCCCCCCAGUACCCCAACCCAAUACACCCAGUGCCCCCACCCUAUUACCCCCAGUAGCCCCCCCCAGUACCCCAACCCAAUACACCCAGUUCCCCCACCCCAUUACCCCCAGUAGCCCCCCAGUACCCCAACCCAAUACACCCAGUGCCCCCACCCUAUUAGCCCCAGUAGCCCCCCCAGUACCCCAACCCAAUACACCCAGUGCCCCCACCCUAUUACCCCCAGUACCCCAACCCAAUACACCCAGUGCCCCCACCCUAUUACCCCCAGUAGCCCCCCCAGUACCCCAACCCAAUACACCCAGUUCCCCCACCCCAUUACCCCCAGUAUCCCCCCCAGUACCCCCAACCCAGUAUACCCAGUGCCCCCACCCCAGUACCACAAGUAGCCCCCCAGUACCCCAACCACCCCCCCAGUACCCCAACCAGUACACCCAGUUCCCCCACCCCAUUACCCCCAGUAGCCCCCCCAGUACCCCCAACCCAGUAUACCCAGUGCCCCCACCCCAUAUCCCCAGUAUCCCCAGUAACCCCAGUAACCCCAGUAUCCCCUUUAACCCCAGUAACCCCAGUAACCCCAGUAACCCCAGUAACCCCAGUAACCCCAGUAACCCCAGUAACCCCAGUAACCCCAGUAACCCCAGUAACCCCAGUAACCCCAGUAACCCCAGUAACCCCAGUAACCCCAGUAACCCCAGUAACCCCAGUAACCCCAGUAACCACAGUAACCCCAGUAACCCCAGUAACCCCAGUAACCCCAGUAACCCCAGUAACCCCAGUAACCCCAGUAACCCCAGUAACCCCAGUAACCCCAGUAACCCCAGUAACCCCAGUAACCCCAGUAACCCCAGUAACCCCAGUAACCCCAGUAACCCCAGUAACCCCAGUAACCCCAGUAACCCCAGUAACCCCAGUAACCCCAGUAACCCCAGUAACCCCAGUAACCCCAGUAACCCCAGUAACCCCAGUAUCCUCAGUAACCCCAGUAUCCCCAUAUUCCCAUAUCCCCAUAACCCCACUAACCCCAGUAACCCCAGUAACCCCAGUAACCCCAGUAACCCCAGUAACCCCAGUAACCCCAGUAACCCCAGUAACCCCAGUAACCCCAGUAACCCCAGUAACCCCAGUAACCCCAGUAACCCCAGUAACCCCAGUAACCCCAGUAACCCCAGUAACCCCAGUAACCCCAGUAACCCCAGUAACCCCAGUAACCCCAGUAACCCCAGUAUCCUCAGUAACCCCAGUAUCCCCAUAACCCCAGUACCCCCACCCCAGUAUCUCCAGUAUUCCCAGUUUGCCCAUAUCUCCAGUAUUCCCAGUUUUCCCAGUAUCCCCAGUGUCCUCAGUAUACACAGUAACCCCAGUAUUCCCAGUAUCCCCAGUAUCCUCAGUAUCCCCAGUAUUCCCAGCAUUCCCAGUAUCCCCAGUAUCCCCAGUAUUCCCAGUAACCCCAGUACCCCCACCCCAGUACCCCCACCCCAGUAUUCCCAGUUUUCCCAGUAUCCCCAGUGUCCCCAGUAUUCCCAGUAUCCCCAGUAA
Messenger RNA from Salvelinus namaycush (lake trout), 1902 nucleotides. Its product is annotated as sporozoite surface protein 2-like. The record is from RefSeq and is a predicted model, not a curated record. The coding region runs from base 1 to 1902 and encodes 633 amino acids. Lineage: Eukaryota; Metazoa; Chordata; Actinopteri; Salmoniformes; Salmonidae. The transcript has 8 exons.